Gamsiella multidivaricata is the source of this 1999-nucleotide messenger RNA. RefSeq lists its product as uncharacterized. Bases 327 to 1703 code for a protein of 458 amino acids. The transcript has a single exon. The record is from RefSeq and is a predicted model, not a curated record. Lineage: Eukaryota; Fungi; Mortierellomycota; Mortierellomycetes; Mortierellales; Mortierellaceae.
UUUCCCCACAAAGCACUAAAGCACCCUCUCUCUCUUCCACACCCUUACACACACACACUCACUCACUCACUCACUCACUCACGCUUUCUUCUCGAGGGGAGGGAGACAAAGACCCUCAUCCUCUCUGCAGUCAUCAUCUCUUCUCACUCUUCCCUCUCUUUCGCUCAUUACUCUCUCUCUCUCUCUCUCUUUCUUCUCUCUCUCGUUCUCGCUUUCUCUCUUCUCUUUCUAUCCUUGUACACUUCCCUCUCUUCCUCCCUCGCUCUUUCCCUACCCCUCCCCCACCCCUCUUCUCAUAACAAAUAAAGUCGCACUCCUCGUCUGCUAUGGAGAACAAGCAGUCGGGUACGGCCUCCCCUCCCAUAGUCUCGCCCCGGCCUAUCCAGACCCAGCAGCAACCUCUGACCGCAGACGAGAGCUGGAAAAUCGUCGGCAGCCCUCCCAGGCGACCCUUGCUCUCCCCUCCAGAGGACAAGGAGCGAAACCGGGUCCUUCAAGAAACCGACAUAACAACCGUCGAGGGGAACAGGACCAGGGCCAUUGGGGCCGACCUCGUCGACCUCGCAGACUCAACCAUCUCCUCCCUCUCUGCUGGCACCUGUAACGAGUCCUCGUCCUCGUCCUCUGCUUCGUCCAUCUCCUCCCCAACCUCCCCUACGCCGCCGCAGCACAAGCUGCUGUCGCAUCCAGUCUUGGCCGGUCAAGACAUGGGCAGCGGAUUGGCACCAUUGAUACCCCCCGUCGCCUCUGGUGCCAGGGCCCUAUCGCCCCUUGAUCGGGAUUCCCUUCCAGACCAAUCCGCGACACAUCCAAUGCACUUCAAGAGCUCGAGUACAGGAACGCCUACCAGUCAGCGCACCGACACCACGUCAUUUUCCAUUCUCGGCCAGCAAGAUCUUAAGCCCGUCGAGAGUUUUCAUGCAAAGUCUCAGUCUCUCAAUAUCGGCAGCCGAGGCGCUCUAAAACAGAGUGGUACAGGACUAGAAUCACCUCUGAGCCUUGGCUCAUUCAUUUGGACGGGUACCGCAUCAAAGGAUGCAAGCGACCUGUCGGUUACCAAUCCCAAAAGCACCCACGGCGAUAUCAUCAGCACCGGCAUCCCUAGGACAGCGAGAAGUCUUUCCUUUUCGGAUUCUGGCUUCGCGAACACUUUUCGACUUCCAACAACAAAACUUGGACUCGACCUGGAUGAAGACGACCUUCUAAGAUAUCGACCACCAUUGCCAACCAUGGAGGAGGAGGCAGAGGACGCAUUGGAGCCGCGCAUCAAUCGGGCAAGAAGCUUCUCAACCUCAGCGACCUUUGGCUCAGAUGCUUUUACAGGCGGACUCUCGAUGUUUUCUAGCCCCGAUUCGCAGGAUUCUUUCACAGCGUCCGCUAGGUCCUUGAGAGGGUCAGAAUCUGCACUGGGGGGCGAUAAUCGGCUUUUGUUGCAUCGUGAGUCCCCUGGCGGAAGUGCGACGUGGCCAGGCCCUGUGGGGCCGGAUACAUCUCUAUCCAACCAUCGACGCUCAGUCACUUCGACCUCGGCAUAUAGUGCACCCAUCUGGGACUCGUUUCAACCUCUGCCAUCGCCACUGGAGAGACAGCGGGUGGCUCGACGUUUCUCGUUAGCGCCGGCCUCAGGAUUCCAGAAUUACGAUGCCUUUCUCGACGAUGUCGAUGCAGGAAACUCUUCAACCAUGGGUAGCCUCAGCCGGUAAGCGAUUACUUUCGGUGUGCUAUCUUUGGUUAUGCGAUGGCAAUAUGGGCCAUUAAAACGCGCUCGGCUCGUCUAGAUUUUGAGCCCCGACGGAGGUCGAAGUAGGUAUAUCCAUAUGAUCAUGACUAAAGUCAAUUUUUCUCUUAUUUCUAUUUAUCUUUUAGUCAUCCCUUGGAUAAUGAUCUUGUUCAACAGGCACAGCGCCGACACUCCGUGGCGGGCCUUGGCGGACCGUAUCAUCGACCAAACGUCACGCCCUUCAACCUUACAUCGUCUUUGGAAGCCUUGCGCCUGAAC